GGUACCCUAGAUUACAUGUAAGAAGCCGCACGCGCUAGACUAGGUCAGAUAGGUAGGGCCGGACCGGGCAUACAUGUAUCUGCGCUCUGUCACCGCCAACGAAGAGCCAGGUGCUUGAUGGACCAGUAGUGGCGAUAGGAGAGUAAGCAGAUCUGCAAUCAGCUCGAGGCUGCGAGGUAACAAUGGCUUCACUAGCUUGCACCUCGUGUCGGGCAAAGAAACAGCGGUGCGACCGCGAACUACCAUCAUGCAUGCAAUGCAUAAACGCUCAGCAGCCAUGCCGAUACCCAGAUCAACACAAGAGGGGUCUACCUGCGGGCUUUCUAAAUGCGUUAGAGGCGCGCCUGCGGGAAACCGAGGAAGCUCUCUUCUACGCACUGAGCGAGCUGCAUGAGGGCACCGUCGAGAACCAGGCAUAUGCUAGAAUUUCGAGCUCGCACUUCGCACGCCGCGCCUUGUCCCAGAGCAAGAGCGAAAUGAUGGAGAUGUGGGCACAUCUCCCCCUAGGAGACCGGAGCCAAGCGAAAGCGUGGUUUCUCAGUCUCCGCCUCGGUGGGGAUGAGGAGUCGUCGCCCACCAACAUCCAGCUCGAGCUGCCGCAAUCGGGUGCGAACCCGGGUGCGCAGCCGUCGUCACCAUCAUCAUCAUCAUCACAAGAUGCCAUAGAAAACGCCCAAGCGAGAUCUGCGCGCGUCGGCGACAUGAUGCCAUCAUCGCCCAGACAGACUUCUCCAUUGCUUGAUUCCUCUACCGCGGCGCCUGCAUCUUACCCACGGUCGCAGAGUCUGCGAACGCUGGCCGAGAAAACCACCACGGCGACAGAACCGUCUCCGAGGUCGAUGACAUCAGCUCCUGAUAGCCUGGGGCUGUCCACUCGAGUGAAGGCAAUUGUAGAGUCUCGUAGGGACAUAUAUUUCUAAUGCUAGCGUAGCAUUUCGUUCGAGGCGACGGUGACUUUGGAGAUGGGGGGAGAUGGGGGGAGAUGGAGGGAGAUGGAGAGAGCUGCUUAGAUUCGGCAUAAUGAGGGACGGGUAUACUUGUCGAAACAGGCGAAUUCGAUAGAGCUACCCUUAUAUACAUGUAAGUAGUCAGUCAUCUCUAUCUUGGCUUAUAGGGAUGCCGUCUUGGCUGCUGUUGAGUGCCGCCUUGGCUGGGUGAUUGGCGUCUUGGCUCCUGUAUCACAUACAAAGUAGGAAGGGAUCUUUCUUUUGGUCCUUGGCGUUAUUCGUGCUACAGGAGAAAGGAUGGAACUCUGAUGGGACUGAACUCGAGGAGCAA
Xylaria bambusicola is the source of this 1278-nucleotide messenger RNA. RefSeq lists its product as uncharacterized. Gene Ontology annotation, biological process: regulation of DNA-templated transcription. The coding region runs from base 183 to 920 and encodes 245 amino acids. The record is from RefSeq and is a predicted model, not a curated record. The transcript has 4 exons. Gene Ontology annotation, molecular function: DNA-binding transcription factor activity, RNA polymerase II-specific; zinc ion binding. Lineage: Eukaryota; Fungi; Ascomycota; Sordariomycetes; Xylariales; Xylariaceae.